Molecule: messenger RNA, 2079 nt
Organism: Microsporum canis CBS 113480
Lineage: Eukaryota; Fungi; Ascomycota; Eurotiomycetes; Onygenales; Arthrodermataceae
Product: transcription factor tfiiic complex subunit sfc6
Exons: 3
Coding region: 1-2079 (692 amino acids)
Biological process (GO): transcription by RNA polymerase III
Cellular component (GO): transcription factor TFIIIC complex
Molecular function (GO): protein binding
Source: RefSeq, a predicted model, not a curated record
AUGACUGCACCUAGAGAACAGGUUGCCACUGCUGAAAUAGACAGCACAAGUGCUAGACUAGACUCUGACUAUGAAGAUGGACCAGUUGCACAAUCUCCAACAUCUGAAAUAUCUGAGGACGAGUAUGAGGCAGAAGAUGGCGCCAACAUACCGCAGAAGGAGUCAGUGGGGAACCUAGAUCGAUCACAAAAGUCUGAUCAGCUGAACACGCAGACUUAUUCACGUGGCCUUCUAAAGCCGUCAAGUCGUUCCUCUAAAACUCUUCAGUUGAGACUAACGUUUGGAUCUGGGGAUCAAGACAUACUGCCUAUAAUCCAUACUAGAGAUAUUUGGUCGGGAAGUUUAGAUUUGACUUUUCCAAGCAGAGAAAGCCUUCAGAAGUGCAAUAUAUGGAAUUCACAUGGGAAUAAGGAUAUAUUUGGUGUCGACAGGGAGAUGAAUACUCGCGAGUCUACUGCAGGCUGGGAUUGGUACUAUAGUGAUAUAGGAGCCCGGUUUCGUGAGAAGCAACUGAUACUACCUAUUACCGAGGAAGCAGCUAAUACAUAUUUACCCAGCCAUGAGGUGCCAAAGCUAACUGUAUUGAUGGGCCCAUCUGAUGCACAGACUACGUACUCAAUAGGGCGCGGCGAAUCGUUUGACUUCUCUUCUGCAUGGCCUUCGAUGGGGCCUAUUCCCGUCAAGAAAGAGCGGAACAAAUCGUUUGGUUCCAGCCCAAACCAAGGGGCAUCAGCCGUACCUAAUCGAGUUAGGGCACGAGAGGGCUGGAUUUUGAACCUCGGGAAUCGAAUUCAAUGCGUCAGCUGGGCCCCAAAUUGUUAUGGAAGCUCCCAGUACCUAGCCAUAGUAGCUCCUAUACUUGACAACCAGAAGGCACAGUUUGAUGAUGGAAGUAUCAAAGGUGCUCCCGCGUUCACUCCUUCAGCACCAUAUCCUUCAGCAAUCCAAAUCUGGCGGUUCGAAGCCAGUGAUACCGUAAAUGGACUUCGAAAGCUGGACAUGGAUACAAAGCCGCGUCUACAUAUGGUCAUAUGCACAGCAUUUGGCAAUAUAAACCGCCUUUACUGGUGCCCCAUUGCCGUAAACAGGGAUUCGGAAGAUAGAAAUAUCAAUGAACCCGUGAAGCCUGCCCUUUUGGCAGGGCUUUGGAGCGAUGGCUCUGUCAAGGUCUUUAAUGUUGACUUGUGCAGCAGUGACACUGGCACUAAGUAUGUUAGUUUGAAAAACCCAGCAUUUCAAGUCAGGCCUCCUUCAACUGUUUGCACUUGCCUUACAUGGUUGUCGCCAACUGAUCUAGCUAUCGGAUGUGCAAAUGGGUUCAUUGGCCUGUGGAAUUUAGUCCAGUCAGCUCGAGACGAAUCGCCUCCGAACGCUGAGCCUUAUUUAUACAUCCCAGUCCAUGACACAUAUAUACUUAAUAUUGUUUCAGCUUACCCGACACAUCCACAUAUCAUUGCGGCAACCUCCAUGGGCGGUCAGACGCGAUUGGUUUCCCUUCAAGAUCCGGCGGCAGAGAUAGUAGACGCCCUCCGGUUAAGAGUAGGAACACAGUGCCUUAUCUACUCCCCGUUUUUGCGUUGCUUCAUAACCAAUGAUGAAGGCGACUUUGUUCGCCUUCUUCCUCUUCGCCGCUUCUUUUCAAGUUUCGCUGCGCUCAAAUCUCGCAGCAUUGUCACUGCCCUAGCAACGGCUAGCUUACAUCACCCCUGUAUCCUCGCAGGAAAUGCAGGCGGAACAGUGAUUUCUAAUAAUCCGCUACGAAAGUUGAUACACUCCAAAGAGAAACAGUGGCAGCAGAAUUGGUUUUCACAAGAGUGGAUCAACGGGAAAGACAAUAAUAGCACCACUCCAGGGGGUGUAGUCAAGUUCUAUGACGGGUUCAAGGCAGAAACGGUUAACCUAUCCAAGGGCUCCUCAACACAGGAGAAGGCAACAGGCCAGGCUGCCGUAAUGGUUAUAUACGAAGAACAAACAGCUGUGACAGCUGUUGCUUGGAACCCAAAUGCACCGUGCGCCGGGUGGGCAUGUGCUGGGAUGGGGAGUGGUUUGCUUCGUGUGGAAGAUUUAGCCCACCAGUAA